GGUAUUCUCCGCCGUAAUCAGCGCACACAACCUUGCCGUAUUUACCCGACAGGCAGAAACAGACAAGAAUGGCCAGCGAUCCUGUCUCUUCCUCGUCUUCGUCCUCAUCCUCGUCCACACCCUCCGCCACCACUGCAGUCGCCGUCCCGAAGCAGCGCGGCCUUGAGGAUGCUGUGUCCCAAACUCCUGGAAGGAUACGACUGGACGAUGCUUCCCAUGACGCAGAAAUCGUCCCUGAAGCACCGUGCACACAUCAAGCGGCCCAUGAACGCCUUUAUGGUGUGGGCCCAAGCGGCGAGGCGGCGGCUGGCGGACCAGUACCCACAGCUACACAACGCCGAGCUCUCCAAGACGCUGGGGAAGGUGUGGAGAGUGCUGAGCGAGGAGGAGAAGCAGCCGUUCGUGGAGGAGGCAGAGAGACUUAGGACACAACACAAGAAGGACCAUCCUGACUACAAGUACCAGCCGCGCCCGCCGCAAACCCCCGAAGACACUGACCAGUCUGAUGGAGGGGGAGCCAGGCCCGCCCUCACUCCCUUACCGCGUGCAAAGCGGCCUGGUGGGCGGGGGGCGGAGGCUACUGUGCGGGAGUGGGUAUGGGCGUGACGCUGCCCGCCGCCCACGCUGCCCCACCCACACCACCCAAGACCCCGCAGCACCAGCUCACUGCCAGG
Molecule: messenger RNA, 674 nt
Organism: Scylla paramamosain (green mud crab)
Lineage: Eukaryota; Metazoa; Arthropoda; Malacostraca; Decapoda; Portunidae
Gene: HmgD
Product: transcription factor Sox-9-A-like
Exons: 6
Coding region: 169-606 (145 amino acids)
Biological process (GO): regulation of transcription by RNA polymerase II
Cellular component (GO): nucleus
Molecular function (GO): DNA-binding transcription factor activity, RNA polymerase II-specific; RNA polymerase II cis-regulatory region sequence-specific DNA binding
Source: RefSeq, a predicted model, not a curated record